AUGCCACCAAUCCUGUCGCGCAAACGCCUACAAUCUGGCUCUCCGGUCCCAGAACCGCCACCGAAGCGCCCGCGAGCACCGAAAGCGCCCGCGGCCAAGCCAGCUGCACCAAAACCUCCUGAACGCCGAACGAAGCAAUUCGUAUUUGACGCGCCGCCAAAAGCGAAUCGUACGCUUUUGCAAACGAAGAGGUUCUUGGAGGGCAGUGAUGACGAUAGCGAGCUUUCAGACGCCGGCAGCAGCGACGACGAUAUAUUCGAGGAUGUGCCCCUUAAAAAUGUAAGCAAGGGCAAAGGGGAUGCGAAGGGCAAAACACAAGAAGCCUCAGGCUCGGAAGAGAGCGAGGAGGAUGACUGGGAGGACGCACUCGGCAUACAACGCCACCACACAAAACACGAUGCAGGACCAGAUCCUAAAAUCUCCGGUGACAUCGCCCUCACACUUUCCGCAGCACCGAAAGCCGCGUUCGAUUCAAAACUAGACGGCAAAAGGGGACCUUCGAAGGUACAGCGUCAGAUACGGAACGUGACACAUUGCAUGCAUGUGCAGGCUCUGAUGUUCCACAACCUGAUGCGCAAUGCUUGGAUAGAGGACAAAGAGGUGCAGAAGACGCUGGUGGGAGGGCUGACCAGUGGGUGCUGGCGUGAGGUUGAGCGGUAUUGGCGCGAUGCUGGCGUGCCAGACGGGCUCAGCCGCGCAGUCGUGCAGAGAAAGUCACAGAAGACGCCUGAGAAGGUGAACAAAGACGCAAAGAAGAAUUUCAAUGACAAGAAGGGCAACUGGAAGGCCAGCGGCAGUAAUGGAGUCAAAGUAUAUGAUACUCCAGAUAACAAGCUCUCGAAGCAGCGAAAAGAGGAAGCUCGGCGCGAGUACGAAGCCACACUGGCAAGAGAUGAGAUUCCAGGAUUAUCGGAGAGACAACAGCGUGACUGGGGUGCGAAGUCGAAGCGUAUGGAGCCGGAGACACCGAACAUGGCUCACGGCGACCCUUUGUUGCGACUGUUGAAAUAUCUCUCGGCAUAUUGGAAAGCAAAGUGGAGAUCCACAGCACCCGCACUACGAAAGCGAGGCUACCUGUCGCCUUCAACGCUACAGGCAGAAAUCGAUGCAUGGAAGGAAGAUGGCUCUCAUGCGGAUAGCUUCGGGGAGCGCAUUGAGGGUCGCGAAGCAUUCCGCGAGAUGGCACGCAAAAGCGAGGGCAGCAAGGACGCCGGUCAGCAGCUUUUUACGGCACUGAUUCGAGGACUCGGCAUCGAAGCUCGCAUGAUAGUGAGCUUACAGCCAGCUGGUUUUGGGUUCAGUCAGGCUGAGGAGGGCAAGCCCAAAAAUUUGGAGAAGCUGAAGGACCUUACAAAGUCUGCGCAGAUCGAAGGUGCUACAAAAGCCACGCCGUCAAAAUGGACGCCUGCAAUGAGGGCCAACGCGAGACAACAAGUCUCUCCUCGAAACCGUAGAAAAGUCGUCACAUCUUCAGGCUCGGACUCUGACAGUAGUGGUCUCAGCAGCGUCAUCUUGAUUUCAUCUGAUAUUGAAGUCGACAAGAGAUCAAAGAAGACAUUGAUCACCCGCGAUUAUAAAGACGACCUGCCAUACCCGACGUACUGGACCGAAGUUAUUUCAAACCUCACGCAUACACCCGUCUCGGUCUCUCCACUCUCACGUAUGAUCAUCGCCAGCUCUGCGAUACCUGAGAAAUACUCCGACUUCUACGCUCGUGGCGCGGCAGCCGACAAGGCGAAGCAGGUUCUCGCGUACUUGAUCGCCUUCUCGUCUGAUGGCACAGCGAAGGACGUCACUACACGCUAUCUCCCCAAAAAUCAGUGGCCAGGUCGUACCAAGGGGUUUCGCAUGCCCAUCGAAAAGAUACCAAUUCACAACAAGCGCGGCAAAGUCAAGCGGUGGGAAGAAUGGAAUUGGUUCAAGUCCGUUAUGCGCCCCUUCGCGCGCCCUCACAACAAGCGCCAACCCUGGGACGAGGUUGAGGAAGGGGGUGAUCUUGUCCCCGCAGAGCCCGAGAAAAAGAAGACGAUGGACGAAGAAGGUGGCAAAGAGACUCUGCAGGGGUACAAGAGUUCGACGGAAUACGUGCUCGAGCGUCACCUGCGCCGCGAAGAAGCGCUCAAGCGCGGCGCACAAAUUGUCCGCCACUUUGCCAUCAGUAAGAAGGGCGAAGAAGACAAGCUUGAGCCCGUCUACCGCCGCAAAGACAUCGUAAACUGCAAGACCACUGAAUCGUGGCACAAGGAAGGCCGUGAGGUCAAGCCUGGCGAGCAACCGCUCAAGUAUGUACCCAUGCGCGCUGUGACCAAGACUCGCAAACUCGAAAUCGAAGAACGUGAGCGUAUCGAAGGUGGGAAGGUUCAGCAGGGCUUGUAUGCGAAGAACCAGACGGACUGGAUCAUUCCUGAGCCGAUCAAGGAUGGAAUAAUUCCUGUCAACGCGUUCAACAACAUUGAUGUAUACGUGCCCACCAUGGUACCGAAGGGUGCUGUGCACAUCCCGCUCAAAGGCACAGCACGCGUGUGUCGCAAGCUGAACAUCAACUACGCAGAAGCAUGCACGGGUUUUGAGUUCGGAAAGCAGCGUGCUGUGCCAGUCAUCACUGGUGUUGUUAUUGCUGAAGAGAACAAACAGCUGCUCAUCAAUGCGUGGGAGGCUGAAGAGGCUGAAAAGGCAAGGAAAGAAGCAGAGAAGAGACAGAAGUUUGUACUGGGGCUGUGGAAGAAAUUCUACUCGGGCUUGAAGAUCGUGCAGCGCAUGAAGGAGGAGUAUGGCGAGGAGGCGGAGUUACCGCAGAAGGACUUGUAUGCGCCGGUAGACAACAAAGUCGAGAGUGAGUGGGAUGUGUUCCAGAAGCAUCAGGGCAAAGACUUUGAGGGUGGCUUCCUGAGGCAAGAGCUUGCAGGAGGCGGUGGUGGUUUCAUAAAGGACGCAACGCCAGCAGCUGCCCGCGCUGAAGAUAUGGCUGGAGGCUUUUUUCCCGCAAGUCAGGAGGAAUUCACGCAUGGCGACCUCACAAUCGAUUUCGGCGACCACGAAGAGCUGAAACGCACACUUGCCGCAGACACCGCAUAUCGUACGCCCAUCUCGCUCACAGCCGCCGCUGAACAGCCGGACACCGAUAGCAAAGAUGACGAGCCUGACGCAGCACGAAACGCAGGCAUUAUAGAAGCGAACAUUGUUCAGAUUGGAGGGAGCGAAGACGAAGACGACGAAGACGAUAAACACCUCGUCCCACGCCGCCGCAAAUCCACCAACACGAAGCCAGCACCAAAGCGCUCAAAGCGCAUUUCGACCGCAGCAUCAACGCGAAAGCGCACAUCCAUCAUCGAGUCUUCGGACGAGGGAUUACACUCAGAUGCGCCUUCCGAUCCUCCAACACCGCCGCCUUCUACGAGAAGUGCGCCAAAGCGCAAGGCUAGAGGGUGUCGCCCAAGAAAGCAAAGAACGGUGGUAGUGCUGGAGGGGGAAGAGGUGGAAGGCGUGCAGGAAAAGGGCGCGGGAAAGCGCAGACGUGAUAUGACGAAUCGACAUUUGGGGGCUGACAAUUCUACCAAUGAUGUGGUGUGCAGCUGCGAACAAGGGGCUAUGCAGGUAGUGGCUGCCACACUCAGCCCCAAGCCUGUUAUUUACCCGCUUCGAACCUACGGUAUUCUGCAACAGAUUCCUUUCAACACUCUUCUUCCCGUCACCUGUAACUCACCGAGCUUCUGGUCCCCAUUACUGUCCUUCAGCAGUGUGGGCCCUGUCAUGACAACGCCUUCUGGAGAUCAGUCCGGCCCUCUUCCUCAUGGGCUGGUCUCCCAAGUCGACACUGAAGAGCAGAUUUCGCAAGGACCGGUGGCAUACAGCGACUUCGAUUCUACUGAUGGAGAUCAAGCAGAGGAGGAAGGAGCGGAGGUCAGACAGGAGCGACCUUUGCCAUCGAAGAGCCCCGAGCUAGCUUUUUGGACGAAGAGCUUCCAGAGCGAUCUUAAUCUUCUGCAACAUACAGGGCUUUCACGCAACGAGUAUACGUCAAUAUGGACGCGUCUGGGAUCUCCACAAAGUUGUUCAAAAUUCAGUCUAGGAGAAGCUCUUGACGGAACAGGCGAUCGUACGACCUACGCUUACACAAAGCCGAUAGCGAAGCCGAAUGUUGUACAUGACGCAUUGAAACGCGUCGUUCAUCAAAGCGAGGUACCAAGACAUUCGGGAAUUCUAGGAGUAACUACGAUUCCAACACAGUUGGCAGAUCCGGAGAUCUUAAUUCAACUUGGCUAUUCGUUCAUCAUGGAGAGGGAACGCUUCGAGAUAGCACACGCUCUCAGUCAAGAUUCUGUUGAUGAGAUAGUCAACAAGACUGACAUGUCCCGAGCAACUAGUGUGCUCACACAAUGUGAGGAUUGGGAGAUUGCAUCUUUGACCGUCAUUGUUGUGGUUCACCACGGGCCCGAGCCGGAAUGGGCUCGAAAGGAGGCCUCCCCAAGAACGGCAGGGUCUAUGGCAUCGCAUGACCCUGCUAUAGUACCUGUCGCAUUUUCUGACCCGGAUCAGACGAGGAUACUGAGGGAAGGCUUGUCCAGAAUUCACGGUCGACCUAUCAGACGCAUACCAAAGAGCCGAUCCUUGGCAGGUACAUCUGUCACAGGAUUUCAUACGUCGCGCUCGGUAAUGUCUAAGAAUAGUUACAAGACGGCUUCUGGAGGACCAGAUCAUCGCGAAUUUGUCCGAAAGCAGCUUCAGGAAAAUAGUCAGUACGCUCAGAUGCUACGUUCUAGAGACUUGUGGCCUGUCGAUCCUUCCACAGAACAAGACUGGUCCGGCAGGGGACAGCAUGUGGAGUUCACCAAGAGCGACUACGGUCAGAUCAACGAUCUACUGCAGGUCCAAGGUAUACUUGGAAGCACGACAGGCACGAUUGUGGAAAGCGUCAGGUGCCGACGUAUUUUACUCGCACGCAAGACGAUAUCUUGCAACCGCAAGUUCACUAAGGAGCAAGCCAUUGAAGAGGUAGCUCACAUCAGCCGGCUCAGCCACGCACAUGUCUUGCGUGUGAUAGGAACAUACAUCGUUGGCAAGAACCUCUCUAUACUACUAUACCCUGUCGCGAGGUACAAUCUCGACGAAUAUCUGGAGACGGUUGUUAGCGUCUCCACCGGACGACGCCAGUGGAUAGCAAUGGUGAACUCAUGUCGCACAUUUUUCGCCUGCCUCAGCGAUACGAUCCAUUACAUCCACUCAACAUUCACGAAGCAUUUGGAUAUCAAGCCACACAACAUACUCGUCCGGAAACAACUUAAGCCAUCCUGGUUGAUCCUGGAGUACCCAUACACGUUCACGAUCUACAUUGCAGACUUUGGAGUAUCAAGAUCGUACCCACGCGAGGACUUGAUAGAAACAGAUGGUCAGGUAUGCUUUACACGCAAGUAUGCAGCCCCGGAGGUGGUAUCCAUGGAUAAGCGAGGACUCCCUGCAGAUAUGUUUUCUUUGGGGUGCGUUUACUUGGAAAUGUACAUCGCCCUUUGCGACGCGUGGACUGGCAUUGCAUUUCACGACGAUUUGGCCAACAUGUUAAGUUCGGGUGCUGGGUAUGACAGACUGAAACAAUUGCAACGCGAGGACCAGACAACCCACACUCGCCAACUCCAGUUGCGUCUCGAAAACAGUCCCAACGGUAAUUCUUACCAGGACAACCUCGACAUCUUAAAUUACCAUUACUUGACGACCUCCACAGCACUGGAUACGUCCAAGACAAUAUCUCACGAGGAGACGCUCCGAACAGACUUUACCGGUGCGCUGAGACUGCUCAUUGCUGCUAUGAUGAGCCCAUCACCUCGAGAGCGACCGACGGCUUCCGCUCUUCGCAAGCUUUUUGUCGGAAACUUCUGUUGUGGGAAGGGGUCUUGCCAACUGGAGGCUACGGUAGAUAAUUCGGAUGAAGACGAAAGUAGUGAGGAAGGCUAG
Messenger RNA from Didymella exigua CBS 183.55, 5946 nucleotides. Its product is annotated as Rad4-domain-containing protein. Bases 1 to 5946 code for a protein of 1981 amino acids. The transcript has 5 exons. Gene Ontology annotation, biological process: nucleotide-excision repair; mismatch repair; protein phosphorylation. Gene Ontology annotation, cellular component: XPC complex; nucleotide-excision repair factor 2 complex; nucleus. The record is from RefSeq and is a predicted model, not a curated record. Lineage: Eukaryota; Fungi; Ascomycota; Dothideomycetes; Pleosporales; Didymellaceae. Gene Ontology annotation, molecular function: damaged DNA binding; single-stranded DNA binding; protein kinase activity.